UUUUGAAAAGUAAACCUCCACCCGGAAGUACUCAGCAUCCUGCUUUGCUUUAGACUUGGAGAUGAGCCGAGUUCUGCACAUAUGAGCGCUGUGACGAGCGUUAUGUCGAAGUUCCGCCUGGCUGUGGUCCAGCUGCAGGUGAGCAGCGUCAAAGCGGACAACCUGAGCAAAGUGCGGAGGUUGGUGAAGGAGGCAGCGGGACAGGGCAGCAAAGUGGUGCUGCUGCCGGAAUGCUUCAACUCUCCCUACGGAACUAGCUUCUUCUCCAAGUAUGCUGAGAAGAUCCCAGGAGAAUCCACCCAGAUGCUGUCAGAGGUGGCGAAGGAGAACAAGCUGCAUCUGGUGGGAGGUUCGAUCCCUGAAGAGGACGGAGGGAAGCUGUACAACACCUGUGCCGUGUUUGGUCCUGAAGGGGAGCUGAUUCUCAAACACCGGAAGAUUCACCUGUUCGACAUCGACAUUCCAGGGAAAAUCUGCUUCCAGGAGUCCGAGACGUUGAGCCCCGGGAACAGCCUGUCCACGUUCGACACGCCGUUCUGCAGGGUGGGAGUGGGUAUCUGCUACGACAUGAGGUUCGCGGAGCUCGCUCAGCUCUACAACAGGAAAGGCUGCCAGCUGCUGGUUUACCCCGGAGCCUUCAACAUGACGACAGGCCCCGCCCACUGGGAGCUGCUGCAGAGGGGAAGGGCCCUCGAUAACCAGAUGUAUGUGGCCACAGCGUCGCCUGCCAGAGACGAAGCCGCGUCCUACGUGGCCUGGGGUCACAGCACCGUCGUGAACCCGUGGGGAGAGGUCAUAGCCAAGGCCGGGCCUGAGGAAUCCAUCAUCUACGCUGACAUCGACCUGCAGUACUUGGCCGACAUCCGGCAGCAGAUCCCAAUCGGCUCCCAGCGUCGGGACGACCUCUACGCCGUGACUGCCGUCCAGCAGGGGUCAGGCUGAACGCUCCCAACAGGAUCCCGCUCUUCUAAAUGUGUGAUUUCGGAAAAUCCCAACGUUAAAUAAUCUUGGUUCUUGUCAUCAAGGAGACUGGCUGUUAAUAUUUAGUGCUUGAUGGAGCGGCUGCGUUAGCCAGUCGUGCGUUUGCAGCAGCGUAAAAAGGGAAGCUCUGACUCUGGACCAGCCUUCAUGUGGAGAACGACGAACUGCGAGGAAAAAGAAUCAAGGAGAACUUUAUUUUCAUUGUUUUAAUUUUUCCUCCUGAACCAUUUCUUAAAUGUGUGAUUUGAGCUUGUGUUUAAAUGCCACAGUUUUACGUGUGUGUUUCUCUGCUCUGGUUGCCUGCCCAAAUCUAGGUUAAUAAAAAUAAAUAAAUCCCAAACUCACUAACAAAAGUGUUGAUUAACAAUGCAAUAACAGACGCCACAUCUGAAAGACAUUUUUUUAAAUAGGUUACCAAAGCACCUGUUUGUGGUCAGAAUAAAUUCUUACUUCAGCCUCUUGUGGCUUUUAAAUUUUUAGAAAAAAAGGAAAAUAUCCUGUGAACCUUCUCUUAUGUAGACGGGUCAUUGAUUAAAUCAGACAGGCUCUAUUUAGAAAGCGUCCUCUCUAAAUAAAGGGACCUUUAAAAUGUUUAUGGACAAUUUAAAGUGCUUCACAAAACAGAGAACACACACAAUAAAGAAAUGCAUAAACUCCAUGGCUAAACAUAAAAGUACCGCAAUGCUCUUAAUUACAUUUGCGGCUGCGUUCAACAUAAAAGCAGCACCAAGUUAGCCAAUAGGCUACUUUGUUGUUUUUUU
Gambusia affinis (western mosquitofish) is the source of this 1742-nucleotide messenger RNA. It is a transcript of the gene nit2, whose product is annotated as nitrilase family, member 2. Gene Ontology annotation, cellular component: mitochondrion. Gene Ontology annotation, molecular function: omega-amidase activity. Gene Ontology annotation, biological process: oxaloacetate metabolic process; L-glutamine metabolic process. The record is from RefSeq and is a predicted model, not a curated record. The coding region runs from base 82 to 942 and encodes 286 amino acids. The transcript is spliced from 10 exons. NCBI's taxonomy places the organism in Eukaryota, Metazoa, Chordata, Actinopteri, Cyprinodontiformes, Poeciliidae.